CACCUGUGAAUCCAACUCGCUCUGAGCACAAUAAUGGCGACAGUUGACGUUCGAACUUGAGUGUGCGCGCCAGUACUUCCGGUGAAAACUUCCGGUGAUUUGACAGCGAGAGCGGGAGACGCGAGAGUGAGAGACAACCAUAGACAACAGCGACCGAGUUCCAUUACCAGAGAUAUUUCUUUACAAUGAGUGUUUUUAGGAUUAAAGAGAGGCGACUUGCCUUUCAGAGGGUGAGAGCCUCAGCACUUCAUUGUUGUGUGCCGUUAUGUACCGUUUCGUCACGUUACAACAGAGAAGUCAGCUUUCAUGUAUUCCCUGUUGACGCUGCGGUACGGGCUGAGUGGAUGCAGAAGAUCCGGAGGGAUGACUUCAACCCGACCAAAAACACCCGAGUCUGUAGUCGGCAUUUUAAGCAGGCUGAUUUUAACGUGACUGCCGGGGGGUUGAGGAGGCUGAAAAAGGGAGCCGUACCCGUUUACUUCUCAUGGAAUGGGUACGAACUACCUGCGCCCCGACCGAGCGUCUGGGAACGGCGUCCGCGAGCCGAGAGUCCUGCCCCAGAGUCAGACUCGGACUCGGAGAUGGAGACCGAAAUUGCUCCACCAGAUCAUGACUACUCUGUAGUCCCUCAAACAGGAGCGAGGGCGAGUAAUUUGGCCGACGAGAACGAAGCUCUACGUCGCCAGGUUAGGGAGCUACAACAGCAGUUGGAAGUCCUCAAACUUCGCCAGCGUUUUGGGAUAGAGCGCCUGUCUGCAUCAGAUGAGGACGUGCGCUUUUAUACCAGGUUUGCGUCCUACAGGAGUUUCAUGGUAUUUUGGAAUUUAAUUGAACCUGCCGUGACCCACAAGAUGGUGCGCAUAACAAGCGCAAAGACAGCCUCUGCCAGCAUCAGCACAGUUCAUCACCCAACAACGAAACUGAGACCGAUUGAUGAGUUUCUGCUGUUCCUGAUGUACCUGUCAGUGGGUUUUCCUCCCAGGGACCUUGCAGAGAGGUUCAGCAUACACCGCACUACUGCAAGUCGGAUCAUCUCCACAUGGACUCAUUUUUUGUACUGCCUGUUGGGAAGCCAGCGCCUUUGGAUUCCGCCAGAGGUAGUGAGAGCUCACCUGCCAGUUGAGUUUGCAGCUUUUUCUGAUACACAGGUGAUCCUUGAUUGUACAGAGAUAUUCUGUCAGUCGCCAUCCUCUCUGCUGCUUCAGAGUGAGGUUUUCUCUACCUACAAGUCACACACUACAUUCAAGGCCUUGAUUGGCAUGGCACCCCACGGUGCUGUCACCUUUGUGUCUGGACUGUAUGCAGGCUCUAUGAGCGAUCGCGAGAUCUUCAAGCAGUCCGGGAUUGUAAAGCUGCUGAAACCAGGUAUGGCGAUCAUGGUGGACAAAGGGUUUGUUGUGGACAACCUUGCUCCUUGCAAGGUGUACCGGCCUGCCUUUCUCAGCAAAAAACAGCAAAUGAGUCGGGAGGAUGUCAGACAGACACAAUCAAUUGCACGUCUGAGAGUGCAUGUGGAGAGGUGCAUAAGGAGAGUGAAAGAGAACAAACUGUUCGACAAGGAGAUACCACUGUCUAUAUGUGGGAACAUUGAUGAACUGUUCAGUGUGGCCUGCUUCCUGGUCAAUUACCAGAAUGGGCCGUUAGUGAAGGCAUGGGCAACUCAGCAAUGAAUUAAAGACCUAUCUUGCUUCUAAAAAAAGUCUUUGUGUCAUUGUCAUCGUUACAUUGGCUUUGGGUUUUUACUGAAAUGAAAAUGAAAAUACACAGAGAUGACAUUACAACAUGUAGAAUUUAAUAAGUAAAUAUUGAACAACACUUAUUCAAUAAUCCAGUAUCAACAAUCCACAUAGAUUUUUACACUUGGGCUCUCAUUUCAAUCAGUACAAAAGGUAUGGUCUCAGGUCAAUUGCAGGCCUUCAUUAGUGACAAUUAUCACUUCAGGCUUUGUAUAGAUUUGUAAAGAUGAACAAUGAAACCUACUAUUAGUUCAGGCUUUGUAUAGAUUUGUAAAGAUGAACAAUAAAACCAGAACAAGAACAUUUA
Messenger RNA from Alosa sapidissima (American shad), 2043 nucleotides. RefSeq lists its product as uncharacterized. The transcript has 3 exons. Lineage: Eukaryota; Metazoa; Chordata; Actinopteri; Clupeiformes; Clupeidae. The record is from RefSeq and is a predicted model, not a curated record. The coding region runs from base 186 to 1670 and encodes 494 amino acids.